AAUCAACAACCCCAAUUUGCCACAGUGUACAAAUUCUUCGCACAUAAUUUUGUGCGUACUACUCGUAACAAUAACAUUACUGCUGCCUGCUGGACGAGACAUCCGCGAAUCUCUCGCUCAAUCGUCCAGAUAACUCAUCAAAUCAUAUUCCUAAGGUAACCCGCUACUAUCUCGACAUGAUUCGCGGGAUAUUUGGGUUUUUCGCGCCUAUAGAAGCCGAGCCGUGCAAAAGGGUUUUCUGAUAUUUACGUUUUCAAUUAGCUUCUUCUCAUCCCUUCGGCGGCAACUCAUCCCGAUAUUAUUCGAAGAUAUGGGUCGGCCGAAUCGUGCAAAGGACAAGGACAAGGACGAUGAUCCUCCUCGUACCCAGAAUGCAAAAAGAUUGGAUUGUCAAAAGUCAAUAUCAGAUCGUGAGAAGGCAAAUUUAGAUCGUCUAAAAGUUUCAAUGCAACGUGCAAAGGCUUUGGGUGGUGAGAUUCCAAUAUUAAAUAGUCUAUCCCCUCAAAUCCCAACUUCUGAUUCUCAAUUCCAGAUAUGUGGAAGAACACCGAGUCUCACUGAAAGCCAAAGAUCAAUAGUUGCGGAUGCAUUGUUUGCUUUUCCACGGGGCUCAGGAGCACCUUGGGUAGGAUUUACCGCUUAUUUUCUCUUUGAAUUUGCUUGCGGGUAUGCACUUUUUGAGGCCCAUGGAGUGAAUGAACUUCAUAUUUCAAACCGCAAACACCCUCUUUCGCUCCACUUUAAAUCACAUGAGGAGUAUAUUAACCGCCCUCACCAAACAUUCACGCUAAAAGCUUUUCAUCCCUUUUCAUCAACUGCUGACGCUCUCGUUCAAAUGAAUGCAAUAUCCAAUUCGACACUGAGUCAACAGUUAAGAAAUUUCCUUGAGAAUGAUCUUCCAAACCCGUUUGAUGGCCAAACAAGAUAUUAUGUCUCAACUAUGGAUAUGGAUUUGGGACAUAAUAUAUCAAAUGCAUUGAGAAUGUCCGUUGAGUGUGGUCUGCAAAAUAAUGAUCUUAUGCGUAGUUUACGGAUGAACAUUGAAAAAUUCAUCGAUGGCUUGAUGCCUAAAGACGUGGAAAAUGCUCAACAGAAUUUGGCACGCCUAUAUAGUAGACAAAUGUGUACUUCAACGCACGCACAAAGUUCCACGAGAAUUUCAUCUUCUUCCGUACAACGAGGGUUGGUUGUACCAUAUAGAUUUGAAGGAGUUUUCAUCGCCAGGGGUAAGGAGGAUUUAUUUGUACCAGAAAUUUGGUACCCGGUGAAGCUCUUUAUGGUGAGGAAUUAAUAUUUGUUCAGAAUGAGGGUGGAACCGAAGUUGAAUACAGAGUAUGGAAUCCGCUCAGGUCGAAUUUGGCUAAUGCAAUCAUGUGCGGUAUUACCAAUAUAUGGGUUAAACCUGGAUCUCGUAUUUUAUACCUGGGAGAUGAUGUGUGUCAAAUUACACUUUCACAUUUGUCUGAUCUUGUUGGUCUGGAUGGUUUGGUCUAUGUAGUGGGGUUGUCUGAUGUUGCAGUAAAAAUGGCGGAGAAGAGGCCAAAUGUUAUAACAGUUUUCCAAAAACCUUCAUGUUUUGGGAAGUAUCGCAUGGUUGUUGGCAUGGUGGAUGUAAUUUAUGCUGAUAUACAUUCAGACGAGGUACAUACUAUUAUUAGUAAUGUUUGUUACUAUCUUCGAGCUGGUGGGCAUUACUUGGUCUACACACGGGCAAGCAACAUCUAUUUAACUACUCGAGGUAAAGAUCCAUUUGCUUACCACCCUCGACGGAAGGAGUUUACACCAAUUGAAGCAGUCAUGUUGGAACCGAUUGACAGAGAAUAUUCAAUGGCUGUUGGUGGUUUCCGUAUGCCGGAAGAAUAGAUUUACAAUCACAAUUGUGUUUUCGGGAACUUUCUUUGAAACUUUGGUUUUCAUUCCUUUCUUUUAACGAAAUGAAGCUUGCAUUCUGGGAACAAAGUUAUAUUUCUUUUUC
Molecule: messenger RNA, 1975 nt
Organism: Daucus carota subsp. sativus
Lineage: Eukaryota; Viridiplantae; Streptophyta; Magnoliopsida; Apiales; Apiaceae
Exons: 13
Coding region: 311-1291 (326 amino acids)
Cellular component (GO): small-subunit processome; box C/D methylation guide snoRNP complex
Molecular function (GO): snoRNA binding
Source: RefSeq, a predicted model, not a curated record